AUGAAUACAAUUCAUCAUCCUCUUUCCGAAAAAUCUGUCAUUACUCCUCAUCAUCAUGUUUUGAAAUUUGUCAGCAUUACUGUUGCAUUGCUCAUUUGCAUGACAACUCUCUCCACGGAAUCAUUAUUGGGUUCACCACCAAAAGAAAUUAUUCCACAUACCCUUGCCAGCAUGGAAUCGUUUUCCACAAAAUUAUCGAGUACUGAAAAUCAUUUAUUGAAACGACAACGACAAUUCGAGAGAACUUUUACAGCAAUCACUGCUGUCACUGCUUUACGAAUGAAUUCAAUAUCUUUUUUCACAAUUUCAUCCAUGAAUGGAACGAUGAGUUUUAACGUUGGUUCCAGCAAUGUAAAUUCAAAUAUUGAGAAAAUUGUUGAAAUUACUUAUAUGGUCGACAAGCCCAACGAAGAAUCAAAUCCUUGGUUACAAGUGACACUACGACCUGAGAGUAACCUUGUGGUAAAUUCUGGAUCGUCACCCAACAAGUCAUUCGUGAGAAGUGUAAAGAAUUUAUCAGGUGCACAAAUGUAUCAACAUGUCAUUCGAUUUAUAUUGACCUCUUCAUUGUUAAAUUCCACUCAAGACCAAAUCAUUGACAUGUUCACAUUACAAACCAAUGCAUUUAGUGUGAAUAUUAAUUUAGCAAAUUCUACCAUAUAUUCAGGCACCACUUAUCCAACAUUUUCCAAUGAAUUUUUCCCUGGAAUUUAUCUAUAUCCUGCCUUUGUUGGAUUUUCAUUGUUAGCAUGUUUUGGAAGCAUUCUCAUUUGGUGCAUUGUGUAUCGAAGGAGAAAAAAUCCAGCUGCUCUAGGUGAGAGAGAAUCGAAAAUUUGUAGACACAGUAUCAUUUUGAGUAUUGCAUUUUGUUGCUAUUUCGUGACGUUUUUAGCCAUUGGCAGUGCACCAAUAUUUGGCAUGAAUCGAAGUUUUUCGAAAUGCUGUGCCUCAUUUCAAUCUAUUUAUUUUGGUAGUGAUUUGGUAUUGGCUAGCUCACAACAGGCCAACACUACUUUCAAUAUUGAUGCCAGUAACAAAUUGGAGAGAUGUGUCGCCAUUGUGCCCUAUCAACACUUGUUUUGGUUUGGAGAGCCUGUGGAUACUGAGGACAAUUUGAAUCGAGUACAGUGUGUGAACGAUGAGUAUCAAGCUUUUACAACGUAUAAUUACAACAUGAUCAUUUACUUGUCCGUGUUUUUGGGAGUGGCAGUGUUGUGUUUCCCUAUAUUUCAUUGCGUGAUUACUGUAUAUGCAAACAAGUUGUACAUGUUGACCAAGAAGCAACACUCUGGCGAAGUGACCAUUAGUUUUCACGUGGCCAAUAAUUAA
This is a messenger RNA of Naegleria lovaniensis, 1329 nucleotides long. RefSeq lists its product as uncharacterized. The coding region runs from base 1 to 1329 and encodes 442 amino acids. The transcript has a single exon. Lineage: Eukaryota; Heterolobosea; Eutetramitea; Acrasida; Naegleriidae. The record is from RefSeq and is a predicted model, not a curated record.